CAGCAUGCCCAGGCCCGGCAGUUCGGCCCACCCAGGCCCGGCAGUUCGGCCCACCAAACCGCGUCAAAGGCUGCGAAGCCCACCUCCCUCUCUGUCUCUCUCUCGCCUCUUCCUCUUCUUCCUCAACCCCACCACUCUUCAUUCACUAGACGACACGACUCCCCGCUCACCCGUCCUAAAACCCUAGCUCUCCCCCUUCCCCACCGCACCCCCGCGAUGGCCACCGCCGACGGCGAGCCCCAGCCCGUCGUGGCCGAACCCGCCCUGGCCCCGGCUCCGGAUCCGGCUCCCUCCCCGUCCCCGGCCAAGCGCAAGCCCGAGGAGGACGCGGAGGCCGACGCCGACCUGGCGCCCCCCAAGGCGGCGCGACCCGAUGCCGACGAGGAGGCCGCCGCCGAGGCCGAGGCGGCCAGGGCCAGGGCCCGGGCGGCCGACAAGGGGAAGGGGAAGAUGGUGGUAGAGGAGGAGGAGGAGGAGGUGGACGACGGCGGCAGCGAUGACAGCAGCGACAGCGACGACGAGGGGGAGGGCGGCGGCGGCGGCAGCGACGACGACGACGAGCUCGUCGAGGACCCGCUGGCCGAGGUCGACCUCAGCAACAUCCUCCCCUCGCGGACCCGCCGCCGCGCGCCGCCGCAGCCCGGGGCGUACCUCGUCGCGCCGGAGGAUGCCGCCGCGGAGGAUGACGACGAGGACGAUGACGCCGACGUCGUUCCCGAGGAGGUGGGGGCGGAUGGGGAGGAGAGCGAUUAGGGCUGCGGCGCCACGGGCUCACUAGAAAGGAACGGUGGUUUCUGGUGCUGGAGUUAGAUAUCAUCCUAUGUGCUGGGACCUAACAGAUUUUCUGUUGGGCUUGGUCGCUGAUAACUCGAUCGUCAUUCUGCAAUCUUUAUUAGAGUUUAGAGUUCUGUCUGUCACCAUGAUUUACUGCAUCAUUAGAGUUCGAGUGCUGAAGGGACACUUUGGUAGUUCUAAUUAUGUAAGGCUUAAGAUUUGGCAAACGGUUAUGCUGUGAUCAUGGUUGAACAGUUAACGUCGCACAUCUUUUUGUACACAGUAAUUCCAGACUUUCAGUUCCCAACGGUUGUUUACCUUCUGCUUUCGCA
Panicum virgatum (switchgrass) is the source of this 1106-nucleotide messenger RNA. RefSeq names its product histone H2A.Z-specific chaperone CHZ1-like. Bases 217 to 753 code for a protein of 178 amino acids. The transcript has 2 exons. The record is from RefSeq and is a predicted model, not a curated record. NCBI's taxonomy places the organism in Eukaryota, Viridiplantae, Streptophyta, Magnoliopsida, Poales, Poaceae.